GACGUGUUCAUCACUUUGAGUGCGAGAAGCAGAAAGAAGUGCAGGAAGACGAAAAUAUUAUCUUAUCUUUUUUUUUUUUCUUCUUGACGCGUCGCUCGCUUCCGACGUCCAUGUUGCCGCGCGCGACUCGGGACUGAAACUCCCGCCGGCGUCCUGCGAUCCUCCUCCGCGUCCUCCUGUGCUCCCCGGCGGCGUCAUGAACUUGGAGCGGAUCUCCGAGCUUCCUCCGCCGCCUCCCGCGCCUCCUCGCCGGGACGCCAAGUUCCACCUGCAGCCGCGGAGCUCCGACGCGACCAGCAGGACUUUGGACAAUUCCAGCUGCGAAUCUUCCGACGCUGAACUUGCAGAGAAGGAGCGCGCCGAGCAGCGCAGGAGCGACGAGGUGAGCGCGGAAGACCCGAAAAAGAAGAAGCAGCGGCGGCAGAGGACUCACUUCACCAGCCAGCAGCUGCAGGAGCUGGAGAACACCUUCCAGAGGAACCGCUACCCCGACAUGAGCACCCGCGAGGAGAUCGCCGUGUGGACCAAUCUCACCGAGGCCAGAGUCCGGGUGUGGUUCAAGAACCGGAGAGCCAAGUGGCGGAAGCGCGAGCGGAACCAGCAGAUGGAUUUGUGCAAGAACAGCUACCUGCCGCAGUUCGGGGGCUUGAUGCAGCCGUACGAAGACAUGUACCCGGCCUACACCUACAACAACUGGACCAACAAAGGCCUGGCCCCCGCCCCGCUCUCCGCCAAGAACUUCCCCUUCUUCAACUCCAUGAGUCCGCUCACUUCUCAGUCCAUGUCCAUGUUCUCCUCCUCGCCCGCCUCCAUCUCGUCCAUGAGCAUGGCGGCGUCCGGCAUGGCCCACUCGGCGGUCCCGGCCAUGGCGGCCCCAAGCCUCAACAACAUCGGCAACCUGAACGGGAUCGCCGGCUCCGGUAUCAACUCGGCCAUGUCGUCUACGGCGUGUCACUACGGACCUCCGGGCUCCCCGUACGGCGUGUACCGGGACACUUGCAACCCGGGCCUGGCCACCCUCAGACUCAAGUCCAAGCAGCACCCAACCUUCGGCUACGGCGGCCUGCAGAGUCCGGGAUCCGGUCUCAACGCCUGCCAGUACAACAGCUGACACCUUGCGGAACAGGAACACACCUGAACGGGACCGGACCCACUCUGUCAGGUUCUGGGUCUUCUUUUACCCCCCCCCUCCCCCCUCCAGUGGAUUUGGUUUUUGGUUUCUCAAGAUUGGAUCAUGCGGGUCUUCAUGGGACUGCCUUGUACAAACUUGUAAAUAUACGCAUAGGACUGUACCCCGGGGACAAGUCUCACCCUUAAAAACUGGCAGCUCAGUCACCACAGUUUUACCGGAAGGUCUGGGGACCACUUGGACCACUUGUUUUGAUUCAUUCUAAAAACACCCAACAAUGUCAAAUAAACUGAAGGUGGAAUAUCAAAGCAAACAGAUGUCAUGUAACGAGAAAAAGUAGAGAUAACACAAAGCUAACGCGUAUAGACUAAUAUUUUCUUUCGAAAAUCGCUUUUGGAAGUUAAAAAUGUCAAAAUUGUCAAAUUUUCAGUGGAAAAAGUUUAGACUCAUUUACACAAAAUUAUGGAGAAAUUGUACCGCUGUUAUUUUUACAGUAAGAGCCUGACGAUUGAGCUGCCAGGGGUUUUACUGUAAAAUAUACGGCAGUUGUUUUUACAGUGCAUUACUGUAAAUAAAAAAAUGGUACCACGGUUAUUAUUACGCCAAAACUGUCAACUUAGCUGUCAGGUUUUUUUUUACAGUAAAAUCAGAGUUAUUUUU
Nerophis lumbriciformis (worm pipefish) is the source of this 1789-nucleotide messenger RNA. It is a transcript of the gene pitx1, whose product is annotated as paired-like homeodomain 1. Gene Ontology annotation, biological process: regulation of transcription by RNA polymerase II; anatomical structure morphogenesis. The record is from RefSeq and is a predicted model, not a curated record. Gene Ontology annotation, molecular function: DNA-binding transcription factor activity, RNA polymerase II-specific; RNA polymerase II cis-regulatory region sequence-specific DNA binding. Lineage: Eukaryota; Metazoa; Chordata; Actinopteri; Syngnathiformes; Syngnathidae. Gene Ontology annotation, cellular component: nucleus.